Molecule: messenger RNA, 896 nt
Organism: Ipomoea nil (Japanese morning glory)
Lineage: Eukaryota; Viridiplantae; Streptophyta; Magnoliopsida; Solanales; Convolvulaceae
Product: 18.1 kDa class I heat shock protein-like
Exons: 1
Coding region: 252-734 (160 amino acids)
Biological process (GO): response to salt stress; protein folding; response to hydrogen peroxide
Source: RefSeq, a predicted model, not a curated record
CUGGCAUGUUCGAGAAACCACUGCCAGCGCCUGGAAUAAUCUGGACUGUUGAUCUUGGCGGGGAUGAAUUUAAUUGGCUAAGCGAAACGCGAAGAUGAUCGCUGAAAGUACCAGAAAGUUCACCACUAACAUAUAAAUACCGACUAGGUCCCUUCCUCCCAAUUCCAAACCAGACCGAUCGAGCCAUUACCGACGACAAUAAGCUUUUCCGACGCAUACAUACAAACAGUCAAUCAAUAUCACUGAAGAAAAUGUCGCUGAUUCGAAGACUCUUCGGCGGCCGGAGAAACGAAAACGACCACGUCGUUUCCGGCGAUCCCGUCUCUCUCGACGUGUGGGAUCCGUUCCGCGAAUUCUCGUCCUUCCCGUUAAUUUCCGCUUCCGGCGAGACGUCGGCGUUCGUCAACACGCGCGUGGACUGGAAGGAGACGCCGGAGGCUCACGUGUUCAAGGCGGAAGUCCCCGGGCUGAAGAAGGAGGAAGUGAAGGUUGAGGUGGAAGACGAUCGCAUUCUUCAGAUCAGCGGGGAGAGGAAGGUGGAGAAGGAGGAGAAGAACGACAGGUGGCAUCGAAUGGAGCGCAGCAGCGGCAAGUUUAUGCGGCGGUUCAGGUUGCCGGAGAACGUGAAGAUGGAUGAGAUAAAGGCGUCAAUGGAGAACGGAGUGCUUACUAUUACUGUUCCGAAGAUCGAAGUGAAGAAGCCUGAAGUGAAGUCCAUUGAAAUCUCCAGUUAGAUAAUAUAUAAUAAUAAUGCGUAUAUAUUAUAUUCCCCGUGUUUAUGCAUAAUAUUACAGUACUGAAAGUAUGAAUUCGCCUUUGUGUGCUGUAUGGUUUGUAACUUUGUAUCAAUGUAUGGUUUGAAGUGAAUAAAAUGAGUGUUUUUGUAAUUUUGUUUA